Messenger RNA from Trichoderma aggressivum f. europaeum, 1371 nucleotides. RefSeq lists its product as uncharacterized. The transcript has 3 exons. Lineage: Eukaryota; Fungi; Ascomycota; Sordariomycetes; Hypocreales; Hypocreaceae. The coding region runs from base 1 to 1371 and encodes 456 amino acids. The record is from RefSeq and is a predicted model, not a curated record.
AUGGCAAUUGGCAAGGCGCUGCCCUCAGAAGAGCGUGUUUCUGAGCCGCAAAUUACACAUCUUCCCGAAGUAGAAGACUCUCAGCCUGUGAUUCUCGAGCCUUAUCACGUCGAUUUGCUUCCUGAAUAUGGCUACGUCAGUCGGGAGUAUCUUAUAAGCGGUGUGGCUGCUGGCAAAUCUUAUUGCACGCGUCUCCUUCUACGAUGCCCCGCUGAUUCGAACCAAUUCAGUGGGCUAGUCGUGGAAGAGCCAUCGCAUCUGUGGGGGGGAACAAGCAUUUGGCGCCAUAUAAAUCGAUGGUUAAUGAGAAAAGGCCAUGCGUGGCUGGAAGUUGAUUCACAGUCUCCUUCAGCGAUUGGGAAAAUCAAGAACCUCGAUCCCGAACGAUAUAAAAAUAUGCACUUCAUUCCUGGUCCCCUUGCAGACGAGUUUAUGGAGAAUAUACCAUUCCUGACAAAUGUCACACGGAAGAUGUUGGAGCAAUCAUACGUUGACUUCAAGGAGAAGUGGUGGCCCGCGACAACUCAAUCUCCGGAGAUUAUUGCAGCGGCUUCCUACGCUCUCCGUUCAGGAAAGUUGGGAAUCAUAGCCACCAGAGUAAUUCUAACAGGUCUCUCCCAAACAGGAGGAGUUACCCGGCGCUUCAUUACACACUCAUCUCAUCUUAGACUGCCCGACGGCAGUCUCCCAUUUGAAGCGUAUAUUCCCUGCCAGUCUGGCGGAGCAGCCCUACCAGACGUCCCAGGAGCCAAGAUCAUUGAACUCCUUGGCGAGUCAGAAUUUCAAUCCGUUCGACUGCCGUGUGGCGUCAGCGGCCAGAUACUCGGUGUCUCUCAUCGACGCGCUGAGAGCGAUUCCUUCCGGCUCUAUGAGAUAGCAGGCAUGGCUCAUCGCGAAUCACGGUAUCCUUCGGAUAUUGACAUCAAGAGGUGGUCAGUUGCAGAGCUUCAUGGGGCGAAAUGGAGUACAUUUGCCAAUUCGUUCAUUUACCACGCUGUGUUUGAUGCUAUGGAUCGCUGGACGAGCAAUGAUGAAUUUGCCCCUCCUUGUAGCUCCACCAUGCAAACCAUUGGCUUGAGUGAUGAGAUUAUUCGAGAUGAACAUGGAAAUGCCAUCGGAGGAGUAAGAACACUGCAUACGGAUGUGCCGUUGUCUCGAAUUGUUGCGGCCACCCCAAAGGGGCGGCCAAACUGGUACUGUGGUUCUGAGUGGGCAUUUGGACCUGAGCUUUUGCAACGAUUGUAUGGCACGGUGGCCAACUAUCGUCGUCUUGUCGGGCUAGCUAUCAGCAAGCAAAUACGGGCUGGAUUUUUACUCCCAGAGGAUGCCGAAGUACUCCGCCGCGAAACUGUGGAAAGCGUUAGCUUUUAA